GCGCCUCGUCCUCUCCGUCCCACCACCAGCGAGGAGGGAGCGGCGGCCGCCUGUUCGACGGAAUGGCGCAAUGGGACGCGCUCGUGGACGCCGCGCUCGGCGAGCUGGCGUCCAGGAGCCUCCUGCGCGCCACGCGCCCCAUCUCCCUGGCGCUGCCGCCCGCGCCGCCGGAGACCUUCCCAGGCCCCGGCCCGUGGGACCGCGCCGCCGUCGAGAUCCGCGUCGACCGCGCCACCCUCCACCAGUGGCUCGCCGAAGGUGGCGAGGCCAGUGGCCAGGAAGAGGAGCUGGGUGAGAAGCUCAUUCUUUUCUCCGGGAAUGACUACAUGGGACUCAGCUCACAUCCGGCAGUCCGUGAGGCCGCAGCAAAGGCAGCUCAAGAGUAUGGCAUGGGCCCUAGAGGCUCCGCAUUGAUAUGUGGGUAUACUACUUAUCACAAAUUGGUGGAGGAAUCAUUGGCAGAGUUGAAGAAAAAAGAGGAUUGCCUUCUCUGCCCCACCGGAUUUUCUGCCAAUAUGGCUGUGAUGACUGCUCUGGGAAGUAUCAGCUCUCUUUUGGCGGUUGGCAGAAAACCUGCAAAGGACGAGAGAAUUGCUAUUUUUUCAGAUGCCCUGAAUCAUGCUUCAAUCAUCGAUGGGAUUCGCCUUAUUGAGCGGCAGCAAGAAGCUGUAGUGUUUGUCUACAAGCACUGUGACAUGUCCCAUCUUGAUUUCCUCCUGUCCAGUUGCUCAAUAAAAAAGAAAGUUGUUGUCACAGAUAGCUUGUUUAGCAUGGAUGGUGAUUUUGCUCCAUUACCUGAACUUGUGGAACUACGCAGGAAGUAUGGAUUUUUAUUGGUCAUCGAUGAUGCCCAUGGAACACUUGUUUGUGGUGAUAAUGGUGGUGGUGUACCCGAGCUGCUUGAAUGUGAGAGUGGAAUUGACAUAAGUGUUGGCACCUUGAGCAAGGCUGCUGGCUGCCAGGGUGGGUUUGUGGCAUGCAGCACCCGAUGGAAGAGUUUAAUUCAGUCGCGAGGUCGUUCGUUCAUUUUUUCAACUGCUUUGCCAGUGCCAGUAGUUGCUUCUGUUCAAGCUGCGCUCCAUGUCUCGAGGAAGGAACGAUGGCGGAGAUUAUUGGUCUGGAGGCAUGUGCAGUAUUUUGCAUCCUUGACUAAACUCAAUAUAACUAGUCCCAUAAUUUCCAUAGUAGUAGGAAGUGAAGAAGCAGCAUUGAGGGCUGGCAGGCAUAUGCUAAGAUCUGGAUUUCAUGUUACACCAAUUCGACCACCCACCGUGCCGCCCAACUCAUGCAGGCUGCGAAUAACUUUGAGUGCUUCUCAUUCCUCGGAUGACAUCAAGAGGCUGGUCGACGCGCUCGCUCCCUGGCUAUCUGGCAAACAUGCCAAGCAGAGCUUUGUCGAGGGGCAUUCUGAGCAGAGCUAUGUCGCAGCAUCAAAACUGUAAGCAGUGUGAAUUGAAGCUUGUAGGCAGUGACACUAGAUGUGCUGGAUUAUGUGGGAGAAAACGCCCACGUCGGAAUAAGUCGGUAGAUGUCGACGUGAUCAUCUGUAUCCAUUUCACAUGCCACAAAAUGUUUCCAUAAUUGGUAUAUAUGAUCUUAUGAGGCAUACUACCCUGAAAGAUACUAUUGAUGUAGACAUGGAUUUGGGUAGUUUCUAUAUUGGGAGCUUGAGCCUGUUCUGUGACUGGAAA
Molecule: messenger RNA, 1691 nt
Organism: Triticum dicoccoides
Lineage: Eukaryota; Viridiplantae; Streptophyta; Magnoliopsida; Poales; Poaceae
Product: 8-amino-7-oxononanoate synthase-like
Exons: 11
Coding region: 63-1442 (459 amino acids)
Biological process (GO): biotin biosynthetic process
Molecular function (GO): pyridoxal phosphate binding
Source: RefSeq, a predicted model, not a curated record